GAUUUAUCCCACAUGUGCACAUUGCAUUGGUAACAGUUGGAUAUACCUUCAGCUUACUUGUAGUUCAAGAACAUGGAGAGGGAAACCUUGGAGUGUUUACAAGAAGAGUUAUUGAAGAGGCUUGAUGCUUAUGGAGAAAGUGUUAUGGACAAUAAAGAUUAUGAGGACAGAGUAAAGAGAGCAAGGAAAUUUAAAAAGAGGAAGAUGGUUUCCGAAGAUGAGGGUGAGAGUAGUGAAAAUGUGACAAAAAGAAAGAAACGAAAAAAGAAGAAACUUGCUAAGGAGAAUGAAAGCUCAUCAAGUGGAAAAAAGGAGGCAGAAGUUGAGCAACCCAAAUUUACUGGAAAAGAAAAACGAAAACAAGAACUGAAAGAAAAACUUGGUUUAGAUGACAUGUACACAGGUUUGGAAAAGUGCCAAGACUUGAAGGAGAAAGAGGAAAUGACUUCAUCAGAUUCAAAAGUUGUAGUGUAUCAAAGACCAAAAUCCAAAAAGAAAGAGGAAAAGAAGAUGGAUUCAGGUGAAAAUUCAGAAGAAACUUCUGGCUCUGUUAUUGAUCUUAAGUCAGCAAGGUUAGAUGUUCAGAAAUUUGGAAUCAAGGGAUUCAGUGAGGAUAAAAAGGACACAGCUAUGGAAGCUCUGCUGGUAAAACUUGGGGCCAAACCCAAGAAAAACAAGGCAUACAAUUACAAAGAGUAUCAAGAAAUAGUGAAAAGACAGAAAGUUGAAGAAAGAGAAAAGAGGGAAUUAGACAGAAAACUUGGAUACAAGGUCAAGAAGAAAAUUAUGGCACGGAAGAAGGAUCGUAACGAUGUGGGGCGAGUGGACGGACAAGUUGGGAAAUACAAACAUGGCGUUCAAUUUGUGACCAAAAAGGACCUGCAACCGGGUGGAAAGCCUGGCAAAAAGAAACGAAAGAAAAAGUUCUAGAUGUUACUGGUGUAUUGAGAGGAUUAGUUUGGGAAUAAAAUUAUAACUAUUUUAUUAUAAAUAACUGUAAGCUAUAGUUGUUUUUUAUUUUUUUCCUAACUUAUUUUGGUUGCAUUUUUUGACAUUUAGCAUAAUAGACAUUGAACUCGCAUCAAAAAAUGGUAAGAAUUGGUAUCGAUUUUACAUUUAUGAGACUAUUCUAAAUCCAUUUUAAUGCUAUGUAUUCCUCCAUACAUGUAUGUCUCCAUUCACUGACUAGAAUGGCUUAUUCAAACAAAAUCAUUCUGAA
Messenger RNA from Magallana angulata, 1219 nucleotides. RefSeq lists its product as uncharacterized. The transcript has 2 exons. The record is from RefSeq and is a predicted model, not a curated record. Bases 73 to 930 code for a protein of 285 amino acids. NCBI's taxonomy places the organism in Eukaryota, Metazoa, Mollusca, Bivalvia, Ostreida, Ostreidae.